This is a messenger RNA of Moesziomyces aphidis, 4938 nucleotides long. The record is from the annotation of a GenBank genome assembly. NCBI's taxonomy places the organism in Eukaryota, Fungi, Basidiomycota, Ustilaginomycetes, Ustilaginales, Ustilaginaceae.
AUGUCGGGCUUCGACCAGACGCACAACAAUGCGUUCUUCAACUUCAACAACCUCACUCCACAGCAGCUCAACAUGCUGCGCCAACAAAAUCAGAUGCAGCAGGCCGUACAGAUGUCUCAGCACCAGCAGCCACAGCCACAGCCGCCACCCGGGUCGCAGCCGCAGCAGAUGCAGCAGCACAACCCCAUGAUGCCCCAGCUCGGUCUGCCCGCCGGCUUCAACCAGCAGCAGCUCCAGGCGCUCAUGGCUCAGCAGCAGUCCCAGCUUGCCAACGGCCUCAUGCCCAAUAACCAGAACCCGCUCAUGCAGAUGAUGCGUCCGCAGUCUAUGCAGCAGCAGCAGCAGCAGAACGCCAACAUGGGCUCGACGCCCCAGGUCGGCGGCGUUGCCGGGCCAACUCCGACCUUUGCCCAGUUAUCACACGCCAUCGAGCAGGCUAAGAAGGGCAAUCUCACACAAGAGCAAAUGAUUCAGUUACGCCAGCUGAUCACCCGCCAACAGGCCAUGCAGGCCCAGCAGCAAGCCGCUCAGAAUCAGAAUGCCGGUGCAAGGCCGCUGCAGCCGGGCCAGCCCAUGGUCAACAUGUCGGUGCCCAACGGUCAGAAUUUCGCCAAUGCUCUGCAGAGGACGCCCCAGAUGCAGGCUCAGGCCCAGAUGAUGGCCGGCCUCCAGCAGGUCCGUCCUGGCGGACCUCAGUCCACGCCCACCAUGGGCUCGCAGCCAUUCCUCCAGCCUGGUCAGCAGCAGCAGCAAUCGCCCGCCCAGCCGCAACAACAGAUGCAGCAACAGGGCCAGCAGCAGCAAGCGCAGCAGCCCAACCAGCAGCAGCAAGUGGGCCUCCAGGGCCCUGCGCAAAUGAGCCAACAGCAGCAACAGCAGCAGCAGCAGAUGGCACGCGGCCAGCCUCCACAGCAGGUCGCCGGUCACCCGCAAAGUGCGCAGCCGCAGCAGCAGAUCAUGGGUCAGCAGCCCGGCCAGCCUGGGCAACAAAGGCCAGUGCCCGGCCGCACCGACACGGCCACCGACGCGCGCAAUCAGCAGAACCCGCUCAAUUUCCUGCGUCUCCUCCACCAGCGAGUCACCGACAUCGAGAGCAAGCUCAGCUCGGAUCUCAGCGCCGAGGAGCGCCAGGCAGUUCAGCAGCAGCACGCCGAGGCAAAGAGGCUUCAGUCCGCCUUGCUACAGCGUCUCAAUGUGCAGAAUGCACAGCAAUUCGCUGCGCUCAUGCAACAGGGACAGCAGGCGCAGAAUCCACAGGCAAAUCAGGCCCAGCCGAACCAGCCUUCGCAGCCACAGCAGCCGCAGCAGCCACAGCCGCAGCACCAGCAGAUGCAGCACCCGCAAGGUCUCGGGGGCAUGGGCACCGGCAUGAUGGGCAACAACCCGGCCGCACAGCCGCAAGCUUCGCCCGUCAUCCGACCGCCCAACAGGCCGGGCUCCGCGCGUCCGCCCCAGGGUCAGUUCGGAAGUCCCAUGCUCAACCAAUCUGGUAUGCAGACCCAGAAUGCCCAGCAGACGCAGCCGCACCAGUCGCCUCAAGUGCGCCCCUCGCCACAGAUGGGGGCUAUCAACGUCGGCGGCCAGGCGGGCAUGUCUGGGCUGCAAGGUGUUCCUUCCUUGCGGCCUGAGCAGUUCAUGAAAGCGCUGGUGGAUCUCAUGAAGAAGCGUGGUACGCCCAUCACAUCGCUUCCAAAGGUGGGCGGUCGCGAACUCGAUCUCUACCGCUUCUACCAGAUCGUGCAGGCGCACGGCGGCAGCGAAGGUGCGCAUCAGAAGGGAGCGUGGCCCGCUAUCGCCAUGUCGCUCGAACUCGCCCCGCUAGGAUCGCCUCAGACGCAAGCUCUCGGUCAAGCGCUAGCUACCGAGUACCGCAACUACCUUGCGCCGUUCGAAGAGACCUGGCAGCGCGCCAUGCAGCACCAAUACCAGAUGUCCAUGGCAGGUGCCGGCCUUGCUCAGGGUCAAGGCGCUGGUCAGCCCAACCCACAAGCGCCCGCUUUCCGACCUCCUUCGACACCACAGAUGCAAUCGCAGCAGCAGCAGCCGCAGCAAUCGCAGCAGCCGCAACCGGGCCAGCAGCCGUCCAUGAUGCCGCCCAAUGUGCCACAACAGCAGCCUCAAGGCGCACAGCAGCCAGUGCGACCAGGGCAGCCGUCUCUGUCGGACUUCAACCCGCCUCCGCCGCCCAUGCUCACGGCCGACCAUCUGGCCAAGCUCGGGAUGACGCAAGAGCAAUUCAACAAGGUGUUCCUUAACAAUCAGCUCAACAUCUGGCGCCAGGAGCAGCUUCAGAACCAGCAGCGCCAGCUCAACUCGGGCUUCCAGGCAGGCCAGGCUGGCGCCAACAAUAUGGCGGGCUUCGGUCAGAACGGCAUGCAGCAGCCAGCUCCACCGCAGCAGGCGCAGCCACAGCAGCAGCAGCAGCAACAAGCUCAGCAGCAGCAAACGCAGCAACAAGCACAGCAGCAGAUGCCCAUGGGCUGGCCGAACCAGGUCAGGCCAGUGAUGCCACAAAAUGCAGCGGGACAGCCGUCCCAGUCGCAACCUGCUGGCUUUGGCUCUGCGAUGCCGGGUGCGCAGCAGAUGCAGAACCCGAGCCAGCUUGGGAACAACGCGCAACCACCUCAGCAGCCACCUCAGCAGCAGCCGCAGCCCCAGCAGCAGCAGCAGCAGGCCCAAGCACAGAUGCCCGGUCAGCCUUCGCAGCAGUCACAGCCAGGUCAGCAAAAUGCGUCGGGUGCGCCGAACGCGUCGGGCCAGCCUCAGGGUCAGCAGGGCCAGAUGGCGGGACGCCCGAACAACAUGGCGCAGGCCCGCUUCAUUGCAGUGAGUCCCGAGCAGCUAGAGCAGGCCCGUGCGGCCAUGCAGAAGAUCGAUCAGGAGCUAGCAACGCAGCGACCGCGCUUGCCCAUCAUCCAGAACAUCGCCGACGACGAGCGCGACCAGAUCCUGGACCAAGUGCAGAAACUCGCGCCGAUCCAGGCCACAGUCACCGCACUGCUGCCGGCAUUCUACGCGAUGAAUGGCAACCUCGAGCCUGCCAAGCGCCUCAAGAUCAUGGCGUUCAUGUACAAGGAUCAAUUCGAUCUGCUGCCCAAGAAGCAGUGCAUCCUGCGCCUCGCCGACCUGGACAAGCUCAAGAUGCAGAUGAGCCGGUGCAUCAGCUUUGUGCGAUCCAGCAACCCGGACCUGGCUGCGCGCAUCAUCGCCUCGCUCGGCGACCCGUCCCGCAUGGCUGCUGCCAUGUCCAGCUCCAACACCAAUGCUCCCGCGGCGCCAGGCGCCAAUACGAAUGGAUCUGCCAACGCACCGCCGUCCACCUCGAACGCGGCCGCGGUGCCUGCGCCGCCAGCAGCCGCACCCGCCGAUGCAGGCACCAACGGCGCCGAUGCUGCCGCUGGAGCGAAUGCCGACGGCACCUUCGACGCGGCUGCUGCGAUGCACGGCAUCAAGCGUGGCCUGCGUCCGGAGAAUCUCAAGCUGCCACCCAACAAGCGUGCCAAGAACGCCUUCACUGGCAAGGCGAUGAGCCCUUCGGCCGGCGCCAACGAGUCGCCCAGGGUGGCUCCGUCACCUGCGCAGCCCGAAGACACGCCGACGCCGGCUGGAUCGACACCUGCCGGCAAGGGCGGCAAGAAGAACGACAAGCCGGCCAAGGCCGGCAAGACGACGGUCAAGAAGGGCAAGGGCGCUGCGGGCACACCAACGUCGUCGGCGGCCGAGCCGGACAAGAAGUUCAAGACGAGUGCCGACAUUAUGGCCGAAGUCAAGCGCGAGAUGGCCGAGGCGGAGCGCAAGCGCCGCGAAGAGGGCGGCGGUGGUGCAUCUGCUGGCGACGCAUCCGCAGGCGCAGCUGCUGCCAAGGUCGACAGUGCCAACGUCAAGGCCGAAGAGGAGGCGGAAGAGAAGCGCAGGAAGGACUCUGAACUUGCCGGACGCGAUCCUGCCGGACUGGUCGAGUCGACUUGGCAAGAGCUGCUGGCCACGGGCCAUGCCAACAACAACCACCUGCGCGGCAUGAACGGCAUGAAUGGCAUGCCUGGCGACAUGUCGCUGCUGGGUGCGCCGAGUGGCGGAGCGGGUGGAUCGAGCGGAUCGGACCCGAAGGCGCUGCAGUCGCUCAUGUCGCUUCUGGGCCAGGACUCGAUGCUGGCAGGCUUGCCUGCGGAUGGAUCGGCUGCCGUCAACAAGGGUAGCGGCUCGGGCGACGGCAGCGCUCCGUCUGGCUCGGCGUUCCUGAACGGAGCGAUGGACUCGCUGCCGUCGGCGGACGCGGAUGCGGGCCUGGACAUCGACCUGUUUGACUUUAUCGAGGCCUCGGCGGCCGGGCCGGAUGCGUUCAACGACACGGACGGCGAGCUUGGCGGCAUGUUUGGCACGGGUGGGCUGAAUGCAUCGACGCAGGAGAGCGAGCCGCCGGUGGAGACGCCGGAGCUGGUUGCGAGCGCGCGGCUGCCAGGCAACAGUUCGAACGCGUCGUCGAGCUCCAACUCGACCAACAACUCGCUGCGAGCCAAGCUGCCCGGGGCGCUGGGAGGCCACGGGCUGGAUUUUGGCUCUGCCGGACCGUCGAGCACGAGUCCGGCGGAAAUGAGCAGCUGCGAUGAGAUUGAUCUGGACAAGAGCCCGUUUGUCCAUCGAAUGCGACUUGACCGCAUCGGCUUGACGAUCGCACCCGCGGCCUCGGCGGCCGAAGCGGGCAAGGCGACUUCGACUUCGGCAACGACGACGACGACGAACCAAGCCGACCAGAGCACAGGCAAGGCUCCGGACGAGGCGGCGGUCGGCCAGGUUGAGCUCGGACCUGGUUCGCACGGCAUCAUCGCAGGCUCGGGCGACGAGUGGUGGGAUCUGGACCAUUUCGGCAACACGCUCGGCGGCAGCGGAGCCUUUGGAUCCGAUGCCAACGCCGACCAGCCCUGGGCGGUGCUAAGCUGA